This is a messenger RNA of Diabrotica virgifera virgifera (western corn rootworm), 1084 nucleotides long. RefSeq names its product ras-related protein Ral-a (gene Rala). Gene Ontology annotation, biological process: Ras protein signal transduction. Gene Ontology annotation, molecular function: GTP binding; GDP binding; GTPase activity. Bases 337 to 948 code for a protein of 203 amino acids. The transcript is spliced from 5 exons. Gene Ontology annotation, cellular component: plasma membrane. The record is from RefSeq and is a predicted model, not a curated record. Lineage: Eukaryota; Metazoa; Arthropoda; Insecta; Coleoptera; Chrysomelidae.
GGCAAGAAUUAUUGGCCUUUAAUCUGUAUUGAUUUGAAUACGUAUAUGAAAAAUAAAAAAGAAUAAUUUUACUAAUUUGUUUAUAAUUUCUCCGUACGUCACUGUACAGAAGAUGACUCAACUUGUAGCGUGUGAAGUAGGUCCUCAAUAGACUCUUUUAGGAAAAAGGGGGAGUCUAAUUUAAACAAAAAACAAGCCAGUGAUUAAAUUGUUUUCUUAACAGUACUUAUUGUGGUCUACUGCAGAACUAUUAGACGUAAAUAAAAACAUAGACAAAGACAUUCUCCGUCAAAAUAACUGUAUUAUAUAUUAAAACAUAAUUUAAUAUAGCCCAAAAUGGCCAAAAAGGCUACAGUGCAACCUGCCUUACACAAGGUGAUUAUGGUAGGCAGUGGAGGAGUAGGCAAAUCAGCCCUAACACUCCAGUUCAUGUAUGACGAAUUCGUUGAAGACUAUGAGCCUACCAAAGCAGACUCUUACAGAAAAAAGAUUCUACUCGAUGGGGAAGAUGUUCAGAUUGAUAUUCUUGAUACUGCUGGACAAGAAGAUUAUGCUGCUAUCAGGGAUAAUUAUUUUAGGAGUGGUGAAGGGUUUUUGUGUAUAUUUUCUAUUACAGAAGACGAAAGUUUCCAGGCUACUCAGGAGUUCAGAGAGCAGAUACUCAGGGUAAAAAACGAUGAAACCAUUCCAUUUCUGUUAGUUGGUAAUAAGUGUGACCUAGAGGAUAAGAGGAAAGUGUCGAUACAGGAAGCUACCGAAAGAGCCAAGCAGUGGGGUGUACCAUACGUAGAAACUUCUGCAAAAACUAGAGAGCAUGUGGACAAGGUGUUCUACGACUUGAUGAGGGAGAUACGAGCUCGCAAAACGGAGGAAAACAAAACGAACAACGGAAGAGGCAGGGACAAAAACAACAAGAAAAAGAAACGUUGCUGUUUGUUUUUCUGCUGACGUUCUGAAGAUCUUGGAAAACUCACCAAAAUGAGUUUUUAACACAUCCUGCUGAUAAUAUAACUAAAUUGAGAUGCUUACUGUGUAUUUUUUAUAUAUAAAAGUGAUUAAAUAUCAAAUAAAAAGAUUCCUCUUA